This is a messenger RNA of Rubroshorea leprosula, 1801 nucleotides long. NCBI's taxonomy places the organism in Eukaryota, Viridiplantae, Streptophyta, Magnoliopsida, Malvales, Dipterocarpaceae. The record is from the annotation of a GenBank genome assembly.
GGACUCCUUUUCAUUUACUAGACAAUACCUCUCCUAGCCCAGCUAUGCCACAUACCUAUCCCAACUUUCCUAGCCCAGCCAUGCCUUCCACUGGCCCAACUUGCCCCGGCCCACCCUCUCCUGGCCCAACUUCACACCAAACUACCACACCCACCAGCCCCACACCUAUUGCACCCACCAGCCUUCUCCCGGUCUCUGCCUCCAUCGUUCCCAGCCCUGUGCCACCUCCUGCCGUCUCCUCGUCCCCGUUCCUGCCAGAUCUGCAUUCCACAUCACCAUCCUGCGGUGUUGCGCCUCUUGCUUCCGCCCGAUCUGGGUUUGGGCCUGAUGCUUCUCUCUCCGCUGCUUCCAUUGGUGAUUGCACUGGUUCUGAUGAUUGCUCUGUUUCGGCUCCUGCUGCUACCCUGUCUUCUUCUGUUCCCUCUACUUCCUCGACUAAUGUUCCUCGGCGCACCCAUGGUAUGGUGACUCGUUCACAGGCCGGUGUUAGGAAGCCAAAGAUCUUGCCAUCUUUGCUUCAUACAUCUACUGAUUUACAGGAGCCCAGGACUUUUAAGCAAGCUUGUAAUCUUCCAGAGUGGCAACGGGCUGUGCAAGAGGAAUUUUUGGCUCUACAGCGCAAUCACACUUGGGUUUUAGUUUCUCCUCCCUCCAGUGCUAAUAUUGUGGGAUCCAAAUGGGUAUAUCGUAUUAAACAGCGAGCUGAUGGCAGUAUUGAGCGUUAUAAGGCUCGACUUGUAGCGCAAGGGUAUACACAGCAGCCUGGGAUUGAUUAUGAUGAGACUUUCAGUCCGGUGGUCAAGCCGUUACCAUUCGCACAGUUCUUACACUUGCUAUUUCCAAGUCUUGGCCAAUUCAUCAACUUGAUGUUAAGAAUGCCUUUCUCAAUGGGUAUUUAUCUGAGCCUGUUUAUAUGUCUCAACCACCUGGAUUUGUUGAUCCGCAGUAUCCAGAUCGUGUUUGCCUUCUCCAACGAGCUCUUUAUGGCAUAUUCUGAUUGCUCUAUGUUUUUAUAUCGCUCAAAUGCAUCUUUUAACCCUGAUGGUCUUUUUCUUUGUCAAACUAAGUAUAUAUUUGAUUUGUUGGCUCGCACUGGAAUGUCUGAUUGUAAUGCUGCUGCUACUCCUCUGUCACCAAGGCAAAAAUUGGCUGCUUGUGAUAGUCUUCCUUAUUUGGAUUCCACUCAGUACCGUAGCAUAGUGGGUGCCUUACAAUACCUGACAUUUACUCGUCCUGAUAUUGCUUUUACGGUUCAUCAAGUUUGCCAGUAUAUGCAUGCUCCGACUCAAAAUCAUUUUCAAGCAGUAAAACGGAUACUUCGGUAUUUGAAGGGUAUUGCUCAUUAUGGUCUCCAGUUAUUUAAGGCAUUCUCCCCUUCGUUGCAUAUUUAUACUGAUGCUGAUUGGGCUGGUUGUUUGGAAAGUCGGCGUUCUACUUCAGGCUACUGUUUGUUUUUUGGCAAAUCCCUCAUUUCUUGGUCUUCUAAAAAGCAGAAUAUUGUUGCUAGAUCUAGUGUUGAGGCUGAGUAUCGUGCUAUGGCUAAUGCCGUUGCUGAGGUUGUUUGGGUUCAACAAUUAUUGGCUGAGUUACAAGUAUUUCUCUCUUCUGCUCCUAUUGUUCUUUGUGAUAACAUCAGUGCUCUCUAUUUGGCUCUCAAUCCUAUACAGCAUCAGUGAACCAAACACAUAGAGAUUGAUGUUCAUUUUGUUCGGGAACAGGUUGCUUCUCGUGCCAUUCUUUUGCAGCAUGUCCCCUCCUCUUUACAAUGUGUUGAUAUUUUUACUAAAGCUUUAUCAUCCAC